GGAGUGUUCCAGAAGUGCUGCGGCCAUACUAUGAAUCAUAAAAAAUGGAAGCUCGAGAGAAUGACAAUUUCAUUAAGUAUGCUAAUAUUAGUUCAUAAUGUUGGAUUCUAUCUCAAACUAUGAUGUUUUCCUUCUUUCAGACUGGAUCUGGUAAGACAUAUACGAUGGGAACGAAUUAUACUGAAGACAUAUAGAACAAGGCAUUAAAAUCUGCUGAUUAUUAUUGAGUGCAAAAUUCAAAUUCUUUGAAAAUGGGUGUGAAUUGUAAUUAUUUUCUUUUGUCAGGAUUUUUUUGUCGAGACAGAACAACAUCGUCGAAGUUGACAGUUAUUUGGUUUUCAAAGUAAGGAUAUAAAUCUUGGAAAAAUGGUGGAAGAGGUGAGGAUUUUAUCUUGGAAAUGGUUACAUAUCAAAUCUGGAUCGAUAGCAAAUAAUAUUAUGCAAUGGUUCACGCAUCCUAGAGCAUGUUUGAGUUUCACUAAGGAUUGAUCUGCUGUAUUUGUUGAGGGGAGGUUGUCUUAGUCUUGUCAUAGCGGAAGCGCCGCUCUUUGUAGUUUCAGUCAGGUGCAGCAGGGAGCCUUCAGUUUGGUGCAGCAAGAUGGCACAACUUUCAUAGGAUUGCACAAAUCAAGAUCCAAAAGGACGUCCAAGAACGAGAGUUGUUAUGGUUUCACUUAUGAAACUAAAUUCUACUAUUCAUGAUGGAAGAACAUGGUGAUGUGUUGUGUAAGAGAGGUGAGUUGAAAGUUGCGACGAGUGAACGCGGACGACCCGACUCGGUGCUUGCAGAUUUCGCUGAAUCAGUAUCAGUUGAGUGAGCAAGGGAUCAAACUCGGUUAAAAGGUUAAUGGACCCAAAUAUCUAUUGCUUCAUUCACUUGUGUCAGGAAUUGGUGCACCAGUUCCAGGCCAACAAUUUAUUGUUUCUCCUCAGUUCAUACAAGAUUUGUAGGAAAAUUUUCAGACUAAGGCUUGAAGUUGGGGACCAUGAAGCGGAUAUUGAGCAACGCAGGGUUGAAGUAGCUAUACGUGACAAUGCCCAGAGAUUGUAUGCAUCCAAGCUGAAAUUCAUUGGCAGAGAAACAGGAGGACUGGGAAAAUGGUACUGCUUCUGGUGUUAAAGUUGAAAAUGAUUAUGGACCAGUAUCAAAGGGUUGGGAAAUUCCCCCUUCAACAUGAAGAAUCCUAUGUAAGAGACUACUAAGUUUGAUGACUGAGAUUAGUAUUUAGAAUAAAUUUUAGGGAAUCCGGUUUUAGAAUAAAUUUUAAGGAACCCGGCUUUGAUUAGCAGUAGAAAAUGAGGUGAUAUUUCCUAUCACAGUUUUAUAUUCAUAUGUAUUUUAGA
Molecule: messenger RNA, 1344 nt
Organism: Vicia villosa (hairy vetch)
Lineage: Eukaryota; Viridiplantae; Streptophyta; Magnoliopsida; Fabales; Fabaceae
Product: protein TIC110, chloroplastic-like
Exons: 6
Coding region: 848-1120 (90 amino acids)
Source: RefSeq, a predicted model, not a curated record